This is a messenger RNA of Homalodisca vitripennis (glassy-winged sharpshooter), 702 nucleotides long. RefSeq lists its product as uncharacterized. The record is from RefSeq and is a predicted model, not a curated record. NCBI's taxonomy places the organism in Eukaryota, Metazoa, Arthropoda, Insecta, Hemiptera, Cicadellidae. The transcript has a single exon. The coding region runs from base 1 to 702 and encodes 233 amino acids.
AUGUUAUUCUUCCCUGUAUGUUCUUCACGCCAGCGUCUAAAGCCGUGUCCACACUAUGCCGCGGCUGGCUUUUGGCAAUGCCGCGUUGGCAAAGCCAACGCGGCAAACCUAGAUUUUGGCUUGUCGUCUACACGUGAGUUGGCAUUCAGUCGCAAAAUGUCUGACGAGGAGGAUGUACUAGUUGCUUUAGGCGCGUUUGUAAUUAUCAAUCACGAAAAAUUGCGUAAACGACGGUUUUGGGUGCGUCCAAGCCUUCAAAGUAGAAGAAAAUACGGAACUAGUGAGUUGAUGAAGGAUUUGGUAUUGGAUGAUGAAGACGAAUUAAAUCUCGAGUACAGAUAUGGAUGUGGUUUCAAAAACUUUUUUCGAAUGAAAAGUAGUGACUUUGAAGAUCUUCUAAAUAAGAUAGCUCGUAUCAUCCAGAAACGAGACACGUCCUUCAGAAGUGCUAUUCCUCCACAUGAACGCCUUGCAGUUACUCUGCGGUUUUUGGCAACGGGAGACUCUUACCACUCGUUAAGUUACACAUUCAAGAUUUCAAAGCAAAUAAUAUCAACCAUCAUCCCGACUGUUUGUGAAGCAAUUGUCAGUGUAUUACAGGAUUACAUCAAGGUAAGAAAAAAUUGUAUAUUAGAAAAAAACCUUUAUUUGGUAGACAUGCGUCUCAAGUUCCGAACAAAACACACUCUCCAUUACAAAUGA